AUGCUACCCCCUGAUCACUUCCUCCUCCAGCCUCGUCAGGACUUCCUGAUCGGCGUUCAGGAGGGUCACAUAGAUACCUCCACUCUUGCUGCGCACGAUUUCGAUGUUGAUACUCGCACGGGUUUCAUGCCCCCAGAUCCUCCUUUAAGUAGACUCCCAGCACAAUGGGAACUCUGGGAAACAGCACUAGAUGCUGCAAUGCAAGCAAAGCUGCAGCUCUCUGUCAAACGAUGUCUGACAGUUGAGGAGAAAAACUCAUCUGAGUCAUGGCGAGAACACGUUCGAAAGCUGCCUGUCCUUCCUAUGUCCGAGCUCACACACUCCGAGCUCCUGCUUCGGCGCGCGCACCAUGUUCUCACCUUCAUUAUGCAUUUUUACAUUUACACACUCCCCCUGUCUUCUUCCGUGCUUAUUCCGGAACCAAUUUCUGUCCCCCUCGUCGCCAUAUCCAAUCACUUGCAGUUACCACCAGUCGUCACGUACUCUGAUAAUGUCCUCUAUAAUUGGGACAUUAUCCACCCCAGGGCCCAAACGGAGCUUGGAUUCGAGGCUCCCGCUCUGGACAACCUUCGCAGCCAGGACAUGUUUUCCGGUACCAUAGAUGAGCAAGAAUUCUACCUCGCUUCGGCCCGCAUAGAGCUUCGCGGCGUCGAGGCUCUCGAGCUUAUGCGUGCGACUAUGGACGAGUUGUUCGUCGGCGACAAGAUAGCCAUCAGGCGCAUUACCGCAUACCUCUACAAGCUUGCUUCGGUUGUGGGCGACCUCACGACCAUCCUGCUCGACGUACGUAAGGGCUGCGACCCUAACACGUUCUAUCACUCCAUUCGCCCAUGGUUCCGUGGCGCAGACUCCGAUCCUGCCCACAGGAAAUGGGUGUUCGAAGGUGUUGAAGAGCAGCCUACCGACCUCUCAGGGCCAAGCGCAGGACAGAGCGCCCUGAUUCAUGCUUUAGACGUAUUUCUUGGUCUAGACAACUGCAAUGUGGUCGAAGGUGGCGUUGCACCGGACCAACGGACGCUGUUGAGAAGGAUGCAGAUCUACAUGCCACGUUACCACCGCAAUUUCUUACGACACCUCAGCACAAGUCCACGUCCUGUACGGACGUUCGUGAUGCAAACAAGGUCUGAUAUGAACCUUUUGGACGCAUACAAUUCUGCGGUGCAGUCGGUGAAGGAGUUUAGGGAUGCGCAUAUCAAGAUCGUGGCAAUCUAUAUUAUUGCACCUGCUGCUCGUGAAAGGACGGAGCUCGAGCACGCAGAUCCAGAAGCUAAGGAGGUUGGGAAGCAAGUGCUGAUGGGCACAGGCGGGACGGAUCUAGUACGCUUCCUCAAAGGCGUAAGGGACAAAACUGCCGAGGCAGUCGUGGAGCCUACGUUGUAG
Suillus fuscotomentosus is the source of this 1380-nucleotide messenger RNA. Its product is annotated as Indoleamine 2,3-dioxygenase. Gene Ontology annotation, molecular function: heme binding; indoleamine 2,3-dioxygenase activity; metal ion binding. The transcript is spliced from 2 exons. Lineage: Eukaryota; Fungi; Basidiomycota; Agaricomycetes; Boletales; Suillaceae. Bases 1 to 1380 code for a protein of 459 amino acids. Gene Ontology annotation, biological process: 'de novo' NAD+ biosynthetic process from L-tryptophan. The record is from RefSeq and is a predicted model, not a curated record. Gene Ontology annotation, cellular component: cytoplasm.